Molecule: messenger RNA, 579 nt
Organism: Nicrophorus vespilloides
Lineage: Eukaryota; Metazoa; Arthropoda; Insecta; Coleoptera; Silphidae
Product: probable G-protein coupled receptor CG31760
Exons: 5
Coding region: 1-579 (192 amino acids)
Biological process (GO): G protein-coupled receptor signaling pathway
Cellular component (GO): membrane
Molecular function (GO): G protein-coupled receptor activity
Source: RefSeq, a predicted model, not a curated record
AUGGGGAAUUGGGAUCCGAUGAAUAUGGUCCCAGCUGGAUGUGAAGAUGAUCUGCAUUUGAUACUGAGAUUGUCGACGUGUACAUUUUUAAUUAAAUCACUCACCAAAUGUUGGUUGUUCCAGGUCGUACGUGCCGCCAGCCCCGUACUGUUGAGGGUUAUAACUUUGGGCGCGUUCCUCGUCUACUGCACGAUCAUCGUCAUGUAUCCAAGGCCGAGCGUGUACACCUGCACUGCAAGGAUCUGGCUUCGAGAGAUUGGCUUUUCUUUAACCUACGGAGCUUUGAUGUUGAAGACCUGGAGGAUUUCGGUUAUUUUUCGCGUCCGCUCCGCCAAGGCUGUCAAAAUCACCGAUAUGAAUCUGAUGAAGCGUCUGGGAAUCAUCGUUGCCAUCUUCACUGUAUUUCUGAUGAUCAGAACUCUUGUAGCUCCACCGAUAGUGAUUGUUGGAAGAACUGCUGAUGAUUUGAAGGCUUACCUGUGCCGCACUGAUUGGUGGGACCAUUCCUUCAGUAUUUCGCAGCAAGUGGAUUUCCAUAGAUUUUUAUUUCUGAAGACGGCAGUUCCAUUGGAUAUGUGA